GUCUGAGUCACAGUCGGGUGUGCAGUGCCGCAGUGUCAGGAACUCAAGGCAGAGCCUAGAGCGGCAGCCAAGGUAGACACACACGCAGACACAAAACUUCGUGCGCACGAACGUUUAAAAGAACUUCUUAACUACGCUCUCAAGUCACUCCUCCGUCGCAUCCAGAAGGGACUUGAGUUUACCGACUGAUGGACUUGUGAUCCCAACCAACCUCCCGAGAAGAUACCAAGUGUCAAACCUACAGUGUUUGUUUGAAACGAACAGUGCAAUCUUACCAGUGAACAGUGCCAACAUUGAAUAGGUGUGUAUGCUAGUAGUCGUAAAGAUGUUGCCCUUCAGAGUAGCACCGUACCUAGCCGUCGUCCUUGCGGGCGUUCUGACGGCAGCCCUCGCUCAAGAAACCGACUUACCGCAGCCCGUCACGGCAGGACCUCCGAUCUUCGAUCUCGGGUUCGAGUCCACGAACCCCCAACUGGGAUGCCCAUCGGAUAAGGUCUCCUUUGAACUUGUGACCGGGUUUGUUUACUCAGCGCCCGCGGACAUGCUCGACUCGCAGCCGGGCACGCUCAUGUUGACGGACUGUAUCGACAUGUGCAGGAAAAACUCCUCUUGUAUGGCGGUCAACUACGAGACCGGACUUUGCGUCCUCUUCUCGUCGAAUGCCGACAUGUAUCCUGGCGCACUGACAUCUUCCCAGUUUCCGGUCUUUACGCUCUACGUGCAGAAAAACUGCCUGAGGAAUGCGCCUUCUUGCAACCGCGCAUGGAGCUUCGAACGAGUCAUGGGAUUCGAACUGAGCGGAUUCACCAAGAAGAGGAGGAGGGUCUCCAACAGGGAGGAAUGCCAGGCACUCUGCUUGACCGAGAGCGAAUUCCCCUGCAGAUCAGCUAACUUCAACAACGCAACAGGCGACUGCCGAAUUUCCGACAUGGACCGACACACGGCAGUAGGCACAGGAGCCUUCCGAGCAGCCGACAACAACGACUUUUUGGAGAACAACUGCGUCGACGACCCCGUCAGGCUGUGCGAAUUCCAGAAAAUGGAAGGCCGCAUUCUCAAGACUGUAGACUCCGUUUUCCAGGACGUGAACAGCUUGGAAGACUGCAAGAGGCACUGUCUCACUGCUCCUUACAGAUGCCACUCCUUCGACUACGGUGACACCGGAGACAAUGUCUGCCGUCUGUCCCACCACGCCGCCGCCACUCUCACCCACGUCGAGGAGCCUUACCUCGACAUCCCCGGCUCAGCCACCUACGAACUGUCCUCCUGCUACAACGUCACCAUCGAGUGUCGGUCCGGAGACAUGGUUGCCAAGAUCAAGACGUCCAAGAUAUUCAACGGCAAGAUCUACGCCAAGGGCUCACCUAACACCUGCGUCAACGACAUCGAGGAGGCCCUCGAGUUCGAGCUGCGCAUGUCCUACAACGACAUCGACUGUGACGUCGAGAGGGAUUCAGCCUCCAGGUACAGCAACGACGUCAUCAUCCAGCAUCACGACAUGAUCGUCACCUCCGCUGACCUGGGCUUGAGCGUCCACUGCCAGUACGACUUGACCAACAAGAGCGUCAGCAACCGAGUCGACCUCACCGUCGAGGGCGACAUCAAGCCCGCCCUUGAAGAAGGAAGCACCGUGGACUCUCCCAACGUCAUCAUGAGGGUGACUAACCGCAAUGGAGACGAUAUUGCUGACGCCUCCGUGGGAGACAUGCUGCAGCUUCGCUUCGAGAUCGUCGACAGGAACUCCCCCUACGAGAUCUUCGUCCGCGACCUGAUUGCCAUGGACGGGGGCAACACCAACAACAUCACUCUCCUGGACGGGCGCGGAUGUCCCACCGAGAUGUCCAUCAUGAGGCCUCUCCUGAGUGACAGCACUGGCAAGGUCUUGGGUGCCACCUUCGAUGCUUUCAAGUUCCCAACGAGCGACAUCGUUCAGUUCAGAGCCUUGGUGACCCCUUGCUUGCCCACCUGCGAGCCAGUCAUCUGUGACGUCAUGGACUUCGGCGGACAAAUGCGACAGACAGAAAGCUAUGGCCGCAAGAAGAGAGAAGCUCUUCCAUACAUCAUCGAACAUGCUUUCCCCAACUACGUUGUGAGCUUUGUUCCAGGGGAACCCCAUCAGGAGGUGACGAUGCUGAAUACCCUUACCGCCGAUAUUGCUUCUCACGAGAUGCAUUACAGAAGGAAGAGAGAAGCUGACGUCGAGAUCCCUGAAGAACUCUUGGUCGUACAAUCCAUCAAGAUCUCUGAUAAGUUCGGCUUCCGCGGAGGACGUGCAAAGAUCCCUACUCGAGAGAACGCCAUCAACAAGUUCGAUUCAGUCAAUGAAAACAAUGCCAAGGGCGACAACGAAAUGGUCAUGCAAGAAGAAGUUUCUGGUACUUGCAUCAACAUGAUGGGUCUAGUCCUAGCCUGCUCGGUCUUCCUAAUUGCUCAGCUGGUCAUCAUUGUGGCAUGGACUGCCGUAUGGCACCGUCGCCGCAGGAGCAAGCUCGAGGAGCCCCUUAGUCCAGCCACGACCACCGAAUCCCUCAGGAAACUCUACGAUUCAGGAUACCCAAGAAGAAUCUAACGCUUUCCCGCCUUGGCCACCAGCGUCCUACCAAGUGAUUUUCGGCCGGGUUUCUUCGGCUCUUUCCGAAGGCGAAUGGUGAACGAAAAGGACUUGGUAGAUGUCCGGGUGAUACAAAACCAAUCUCAGCAAGUUUCCGAAAGGCGUCAUCGCCCAGCGCACGUCCGACAGGAUUCGCUUUAUCCAAUGGAGAUCGUGUGAAGGGAGAAACAACUUAUCACUAAAGCUUGAGUCGUCAUUUCACAGGGUACAAGAAAAGAAUUUGAGUUGUCUUAAAUCGCUUAAAUCUGUGAUGACUAAAAAGGGGAAGCUUUAAAAAUUUCAACAAAAAGAUAGAAGCUUGACUACAUACAAUUCAGAGUACUCAUGCCCAAAAUGUGUAAGUAGUCUUUUGUGAAAAUGAUACUUUUAGUUAUUUAAUGAUUUUCGAUAAAAGGGAAAUUUUCUGAUAACUGUUUGGGGAGCAGUUUCAGAGACCGAAGGAAUAUGCCGAUAGAUUGUAGAUUAAAACCACCAGAAAUUCAUUUCAGGUGGUCAGGCGAAUCUGGAGAGCAAGAUUGAUCAACUUUUUAUUAAUCUGGCUAGCAAGAUUGAUUAACUUAUCAUUGACAUUCGUUCAGAAUGGAAUGAGGGAUUUUUGGUAGUUAUUACGACGACGAGCUACCUCCUCUCUGACACGUGUGGAUCUUCUGAAUAUUCGAUUUGGUUAGGAACUGCUAUUUUCGGGCAUUAGAACAGAAUGAUCUCUAAAAAUAGAUAAGCAUUACAACAAAAGAAGACUAACUGUUUUGAUAAAAAGCAAAGUACCAAGGGCAUUAUUUCUCUGAGUACUUCACAAGAACUCUCUUCUAUGAUGGUAGACAUAGAAGUUUCUUUUGUUUUCGUGUUAUGUUUUUUUUUUAUAACCAAACCACAAUAACUGUAUGACGUGACGUAUUGUGAUACUCGACAUGUCAUGUUAAUAUUAUUGGACCUAAGUUUAACAAUUAACGACGUCUACGUUUUCAUGUAUGUCUAAGCCCGACUGAUUUCUUGUGUGUGUUUUUUUUCUUUAUUUUUUUGACUUGCAGACUGAAAGGCGAUUGGUGAUGGUAAUCUGGGUUUUUUAUUUCUUGGUGAUGGAGAAAAGAGCUGGCCUUUUUUUUAUACAAACGAAUCCUUCUAGGAAAAGAGAAAACAUUUUCAGUUGAAGCGCUGGCAUGGUUCCUCUUUCCUAUCUGGAGAAAAGCAAUCGAGCGUCUUCUUCUGAAAUGAUCCUUUGGAAUACAUGCUAAAUUAACGGCAGCUUCUUAGACUUGAAAAGAAGUACCAUCUCUCUGAAAUACUCCAUGAGUAGAGAGCAGUUUAGCGAAAGCUUUGUCUCCGAAAUAGCUCUGGGAUGGCACGCCUGUUUAACAACAGCUUUUGAUUUUAACAAGAGUAAACGACUAAGUUUAAGAAAAUCUUGUCUAAAAAAGCCGAAUAAGCCACCGCUCUUUUCUCCAUCCAAAAUGGUGCUGGUGAUAUUUGGGGCUGGGGAUGGCAAGUCUACGUCUACAAGAAGUCUUGUGUCUACAGCAAGACGCACAAGACCUUACACAACAGUUGUACUAAAAAGUCUAAAAUAACAAGAGAUUACUGAUUGGGACCUCGUAGGUAGGUAGUUUAGGCAGCAAUGCUAUAUGCACAGCAUGUUAUACGCUUAUCCAGUAAUAGACCUAUAGCAAAACUUUAUGAUAUUUAGUCUUUUAUCAGAAGCAAUCGUAAAGUAUAAAUCUUCCUUGAUCAUUCGGCAUCCAUAUGAUAAAUUUGUCUUUGUUAAUCCUAAACCUUCAUUUUGAAAGAAUGAAUCAUAAAUUUAAGACUAAAUACCUAAAGUUUUUGUAGGUUCCUACUGAUUGCAAUUAGCGAGACAUUUUCUCCCAUUGAAGCUUUAAUUAGAUGAUGGCUAGCUAGGGUCCAUUAGGUAUAACACUUUCACUGUUGUACACCUGCGCUCUCAGUGACUGUCAGAUUUUCAGUCCAUUAAACAGUUUUACACACUUGAACUGACCAGGAUACUGACAAAUAGAUGCAAUGCUUCUUAACACACUGGCCUACAUGCUGAACUUCCGCUUCAAAUGCUUAUUAUGCAGCAAUUUGUAUGACGCAUUUUGCUGCAGUGCUUUAUGCUUAGUAGUUCUUUUCGCAAGUAGUGGAAUGCUUAUUAGGAAUUAAUGCUUGACCUAUUAAUAUGCACAAUAACCACACAAAAUGCUUUGGUAACAGCAGCGUUUUAAAACCAAACUUCAUAAUGCUUACACCUUCACUUCCUGCUUAAUGCUUUACUAACAUCUUGAUAACUUUGAUUUCAUCAUUCAGGUAUGUUACCAAUGAACGCAAUGCUUGGUAUCAUGUAAAAUUAUGCUUACUAACCUACACAAUGCUUGCUAACAAAUAACGCUUUGCUUGUAUCUGCAACAUAAAACUGCUUGCUUGCUUGCUCACUUAAUGUUUUACCCAACCAUCAUUGCUGUGCUAACUAACACCUACGAGCUUCUUUACUAACACGACACUAGCACUUAAAGGGCUAUUAACCACCACCAAAUUGGCGAUGCUUUCACUACUAACACACAGUAGGACCACUAACACACCAUAUACACAGAAGCCAUUCUGUCGGGCCUCGCCUUCUGCAGUGGAUAUCACUGCAAGUUUUUUGUUUUUUAGGCGAAUGCUCAGUCAAUACAUUCCCUUCAUCAAUUGCCUCAUUUUAAUCCCAUUGUUAAUAUCCUAAUGUAAAUAACCGCUUCCCGUAUGUGCAAUUUAGUUAUGCAUGCUUUUCUAGCGCCGUUCUAAGUAACUGAUGCCUUGGUGACUAAAACUAACUAUUGAGACCUACUAAAUUUCCGUUUCUGACAUUUCGGUCCAGUUUUGGUACACCUGGUACUAGCUCUACCGAGAGCCAGGUUCACAAGGCAUCAACUCAUUUGAUGUUGCAAAAUUUCUUGGCAGAAACCAAGGUCUUAGGUACCGAACCCUCAGAGGAAAACUCGAAAAGGUACUUGUGAUAUUGGGGACAAAGCCAACUUAUUUUGAAAAGCUGAGCAUCGUGACCUGCAGGUUCACGAUGACAACAUAAAUGUAAUAAACAAAGCUUUUGUUUUUUGGCUUAUUAUUUGAUGAAUGUAGAUACCCGUAUAUAUACAUUACUCGUAGGUACAAACAUUUUUGUUUCUUUUGUAUAGUGGGCUUUUAGAAGCUUUUCUCUGGAUUGUGUCUGUGGUCCCAUGACGUAACUGAACUAGAUAUUCCGACACUUCCUGUAAGAUACAUACAAUUUAAUCCUGCACUCAUAUUCUUCUUCCCGCAACAUAACAGGCAAAUAACUGUUGCAACAUGCACAUGGAUGAUCGUUAUUGAAUACACAUUCUGGUGCGUGUAUAUGCAGGAUCUCAGCAUAUACACUUUAGGCUUUUGUACACGUAUACGUUAUUUAUUUGAUCUAUUUAUUGUCCUAUUUAUUAAUUAUUUAUUUUCUUGUUCAAAUGAUAUGUGAAUUGUUUUAUCUACAUAUAUACGAAUAUUUAUAGUUUAUGUAUGUAUGUAUAUAUAACUUCAUAUCGCUUGUUGUGAUUUUAUGUCUUGUUGAAUUUGAAUUUUCAAUACAUUGUUGCCAAGUGUUUUUUUUUCUGACACUGGAUUCGUUCAGUGUACUUCGCUGGUUCACGUUACUAGCAAGUUUUGCUGGCUGUUUUGCGUCUACGGCAGAGGGAAACUGAACGCAUCCUCGUUUCUCAGUGACAUGUGAAAUUGGUGCAAAUGGGACUACUGAACGGAAAUGACGUCAUUUGUGUACGUGCAUGAUGAAUGAUGAGCGUGAUUGUAACUUUUUUUUUUCUCUCAGCGACUUGAUAGACAAGGGCGUGCUAGAGGCAUUUUUUAUAUAACUAGUUAGAUAAUUGAAUUCCUAGUUUAAGGCUUGUUUAAGGUAAUUGUACCAAAGUAACUCAUUAAAUGACAAUUACACGAUUUUA
This is a messenger RNA of Macrobrachium nipponense, 6561 nucleotides long. RefSeq lists its product as uncharacterized. The record is from RefSeq and is a predicted model, not a curated record. Lineage: Eukaryota; Metazoa; Arthropoda; Malacostraca; Decapoda; Palaemonidae.